Molecule: messenger RNA, 956 nt
Organism: Stereum hirsutum FP-91666 SS1
Lineage: Eukaryota; Fungi; Basidiomycota; Agaricomycetes; Russulales; Stereaceae
Product: short-chain alcohol dehydrogenase-like protein
Exons: 3
Coding region: 61-801 (246 amino acids)
Molecular function (GO): oxidoreductase activity, acting on the CH-OH group of donors, NAD or NADP as acceptor
Source: RefSeq, a predicted model, not a curated record
UCUUUCAAGUACUUGUUCUCCCUAUCAGACUAUUUUCGUAUAUCCAGAAUAAAUCGAAAAAUGCCGACUGCAGUAGUCACUGGAGCGAACAGCGGCGUGGGCCACAAGUUCGCAGAGAAACUCAUUGACGAGGGCUACACCGUCUACGCGACCGACGUCGUGAUCGGCGAGGCCCUCAACGGCCUGAAGACGGAGCACAAACAUCACCUGGACGUGUCCUCCCCUGCUUCGAUCACAACCUUUGCUCAAGAAUUCGGCGAUCAACCUCUCGAUAUCCUUCUCAACGUCGCAGGCGUCUUCAUACCCAGACCCCAAGACACGCUCGAGACGAUCUCACAAGACGCCCUAAACCGUAUCUUCCAAAUCAACACCUUCGGGCCUCUCCUCCUCACACAAGCCCUCCUCCCCAACCUCCUCUCCGCUGCCUCCCUCUCCUCCUCCUCCUCCUCCUCCUCCUCCUCCUCCUCCAGCAGACUCCCACCCCGCAUCGGCAACGUCUCCUCCCGCGUCGGCUCCAUAGCCGACAACUCCACGAGCGGUUCCUACGCCUACCGCGCGUCCAAAACCGCUCUGAACUCCUUCUCCAAAUGCAUCGCGCUUGAUCUCAAAGACAAAGGCGUUGUGGUCGUGAUAUUGCAUCCGGGGAUGGUAAGGACGAAUAUGGAUGCGGGGCAGGCGGGGGCGAAGGAGACGGUGGAGCCGGAGGUGGCGGUGGAGGGGCUUUGGGAGGUGUUGAGGGGGAAGGGGAUUGAGGAGACGGGGAGGUUUUGGCAUAGAGAUGGGUAUGAGUUGCCUUGGUAGUUGGUGGUGGUGGAGGUAUUGAAGAUUGAAGGGGAAUGAAAUUGAAGAUCGUGUAGGGGUCAAUGAUUGGGGGAAAGAAUACUUGUACGAACAGUGGCCAUGGAUUGUCGAGACUGUCAGACAUCUUGGGAUGUGCCAGUGCCAUACUUACGAAA